Messenger RNA from Monopterus albus (swamp eel), 2371 nucleotides. It is a transcript of the gene lgi1b, whose product is annotated as leucine-rich, glioma inactivated 1b. The record is from RefSeq and is a predicted model, not a curated record. Gene Ontology annotation, molecular function: protein binding. Lineage: Eukaryota; Metazoa; Chordata; Actinopteri; Synbranchiformes; Synbranchidae. Gene Ontology annotation, biological process: myelination. The coding region runs from base 395 to 2047 and encodes 550 amino acids. The transcript is spliced from 11 exons.
AAAUAAUAGCUGAUAAAAAAGCGCACCUUGGGGCCUGUACCCCCUCUCUCCUCCGUCCCUUUCUUUCUUCCCUUCUCUUUCAUUCUCAAGGGGAUUGACGCUUUUUUUCUUUUCGCGGCACUGACAACUUAUUUGUAUGCAGCAGACUAAUUAUAAAUAGAACGAAUCCGCUGGACUGGUGCCUUCCCAUUGAGACGCAAGAGGCAUAGACACAAGCCUGCACCGGAGCGCAACAAUACGGGUUUCUAUUAUUAAAACAAACAAGGUAGAAAAGUAUUUAAAAAAGAAACACAAAACGUAACAAGAUUGCCUCUUAGCUCCUAGAUUACAUCUCGUGGAUUUUGCCUAGAAGUUGCAUGUGGAGGAGUGAUAGGAUUCGGCCGGGACAGAAGGAAUGGGAUACCCGGGCAGAGCAGUGAGAGGAUGGACAGGAUGGACAGGAUGGACGCUCCUGGUCUGGGUCGCCGCUGUCAGCUUGGUUUUAGCAGACGGACGGAGAGUGAGGCAGCCUAGAUGCCCCGCUGGAUGUACCUGCACCAAAGAUAAUGCACUUUGUGAAAAUGUCCGAUCUGUGCCUCACACUUUCCCUUCCGACGUCGUUUCACUAUCUUUUGUCAAGUCUGGAUUUAAUGAAAUCACCGGAGGAAGCUUUGUUCACACGCCUGCCCUGCAACUGCUGUUGUUCACAGCAAACUCAUUUGACCUCAUUGAUGAAGAUGCGUUCCUAGGUUUACCACAUCUUGAAUAUCUAUUUAUUGAAAAUAACAAGAUCGCAUCGAUAUCCCCAUAUGCCUUCAGGGGCCUUAAAGCACUGAUCCAUCUGAGUCUGGCUUACAACAACCUUGAGAUGCUGCCCAAAGAGGUUUUCAAGGGCAUGGAUGCUUUGACCAAAGUGGAUCUACGGGGCAACAACCUCAUAUGUGACUGCAAGCUGAAGUGGCUGGUGGAGUGGAUGCACCACACUAACGCCACCCUGGAUGAGAUCUACUGCAGUGGUCCACCCAUUCACCAGGGGAAAAGAAUAAAUGGCCUGCUGCCACACUCUUUUGACUGCAUCACUGCAGAAUUUGCCUCCUAUCAGUCACUGAAGUUCGAGUCAAUGUCGGUGGAUGCCUUCACCUUUGGUAUAGAUCAAUAUGUUGUGUUUGCCCAACCAUUUGCUGGGACAUGCAGUUUCCUGGAAUGGGAUCAUGUUGAGAUGACCUUCAGAAGCUAUGACACCAUUGAAAGCACCUCCACUGUGGUCUGUAAGCCCAUGGUGAUCAACAACCACCUCUUUGUCAUUGUGGCCCAAUUGUUUGGGGGCUCACACAUUUACAAACGUGAUGCCUCUGCUAACAAGUUCAUCAAGAUCCAGGACAUUGACAUCUUGAAGAUUCGUAAACCCAAUGACAUUGAGACCUUCAUGAUCAAUGGAGAGUCUUUCUUUGUCAUCGCUGACAGCUCUAAGGCUGGCUCAACAACAGUGUAUAAAUGGAAUGGCAAUGGCUUUUACUCCCACCAGUCACUCCACCCAUGGUACCGAGACACAGAUGUAGAAUAUCUGGAGAUCUCCAACAAACCCCACCUGAUCUUGUCCAGCAGCUCCCAGAGGCCAGUUGUGUAUCAGUGGAACAGGAGCCAGAAAGAAUUUGACCGUAGGACAGACAUACCAGAGAUGGAAGAUGUCUUCUCUGUCAAACACUUCUGGGUCAAAGGUGAUCUGUUUAUAUGCUUGACAAGAUUCAUCGGGGACUCCAAGGUGAUGCGCUGGGAUGGUGCCAUGUUCAGAGAAGUGCAGACAUUUCCUUCCCGUGGCUCUAUGGUGUUCCAGCCCGUCUCCAUCGGCAACUGGCAAUAUGCCAUCUUGGGCAGCGAUUAUUCACUGACGCAGGUCCACCAAUGGGACACCAAGAGGGGCCAGUUUGUCCCAUCUCAGGAGCUGAAUAUCCAGGCACCUCGAGCAUUUUCUCUGGUUUAUAUCGACAACCGGGUGUUUUUGCUCGCAUCCAGCUUCAAGGGCAAAACUCAGAUUUAUGAACACCUCAUGAUCGACUUGAGUAAUUAAACCUAUCAUCAAUUCAGGACAAAUUCUAUACCAUCCUUCUUUGUUCUGUGAUUUUGUUACUUGUCAGUCCUAGUAGAAUCCACCAUCAAUUCCCACCUAUAGGUUUAAACAAAACUUUCAAACAGAAGCUCAGACUAUCUAAAGAUAUGUUUCAUAUUCAGGAGCUUUAGGUUAGGCUGAGAUAAAAUGUUUGAAUUUCUUUCAUUACUUAUUGAGCUUAUUUUGAGAGGUCUGACAUAAUUUCUAUGACAAUGAAAAUAUGUUAUGCACAUUCCCUUAUGCCUAAUGUUUGGCAACCUGCUGCAGCGAGUUUGUUUUGGUAAA